Messenger RNA from Ilex paraguariensis (yerba mate), 447 nucleotides. The record is from the annotation of a GenBank genome assembly. Lineage: Eukaryota; Viridiplantae; Streptophyta; Magnoliopsida; Aquifoliales; Aquifoliaceae.
UUAAAACAUGCAAUGAAGGAAAGCCGUCAAAUGGCUUGGAUGGAGGAAGAGGGUCGUAGGCACUUUGUAUCAAAUGCAAGCAGUCGUUCUAAUAAGGGUCAUUUUUUUGGUCCUGGAUCAUCACAACCAUCUGGCUUAGGAAUAAAGCGCGGACCACCACGUAGCUAUAGCGUAAAAGAAGGUGCAAGCGUUCCUAUAAGUGGUAUUGAUCCGUACAUGUUUUCGUCUAAACAAAAGUUAGUAAAAGGCAUGUUCUCAAGUGAGAAACAUGAAAAAGUUGGAAAAGCUAUUUCAAAGUUCUUCCUCUUCAAUGCAAUACCAUUCAAUGCAGCUGAUAGUGGGCCUUACUAUCAGUCAAUGAUUGACACUAUUGCAGAUGUAGGCCCAGGUAUAAAGAGCCCCACAGGAUAUAAAAUUGGUAGUUCUUAUUUGGAGGAGGAGGUUUAA